AAAACCGACGCCGAACGAUCCGGCGUGACAGUAAUGUCCGUGAUUCCUCGCUUUACCAUUCAAGUUAUCGGUAUCCUUUGUUGCGCGAUAUAAAACCAUGUAAAACGCGACACACGUUCGUUUAGCUUGUACAGACCGUUGUUUCGAUUAUUUUAGCGCGAUAACUAUCGCGUUUCUAUACUUUCGUGGAUGCGUGUUCGCCAGUGAACAUGUACUCCCGUUUAACGUCUAUGCGACAACGAGUCGUUGCAACGCGCCGCUUUAAAGUUGUUUCGGGUUAACGAUAGUUGUUUCAAGUUGUUUCGGUAACGAUCUGAAUCAAGACGCGAAAUGUGUUCGUCGGAACGAAUUACCGAGAGGAGAAGGGCCUCGAAAGUAAUUUUCGAAAGGACACCGAACCAUACUUUGACCACGAAGAUGAAGACAAAGAAAGCUACGUAACGUGGAUUGUCACGAGUAACGUGGGUGUAACCAGCGGCCGUCUUUCGAGAUGCGAUUCAACAAGCAGGAAUUGCUGACUUUGGCCACGCAACCUUCGCAGAAAUUCGAGAAGGAGGGUAUAUUGUACGUACGCGAGCGACAAGAAGGCUUCUUUCGCAGAACUGAGAGUACAGGUAAACAAUCUGACAACAAAUUUCAAAAGGGAAAAACGCAUAAGACACUGCGAGACUUCAGUUGCGUUACAGCCAGUACGAGUAAAGUAAGUUUGGAGAGAUGGUGCAGAUUACGGGGGAACCUGCUGUUUUAUUUCAAGUCGCGGGAGCAGUGGUCGGAACCACUGGGAGUAAUAAUACUCGAGCAAUGCUUCGUACGGGUGGAGCAACCGAGCAAUCAUAUUCCCUAUGGAUUCAGCAUAGUUUUCGACGGAGGUUUGUUUCAAGCGUUGGGGGCGAAUUCGGCCGAAGAGAGAGACAGUUGGCUGCAAGCUCUUCAAUUGGCCAGCUACGAGUGCAUGCGGAGUCAGUUGCUGGCGUUGCGGCAACGAAUAGAGGCGUUCAGCGGGCACAAACAGGACACGGACAUACAAAUGUUGCGGCUGCAACGUGGGAUUUCGGCAGAUCCCGCCGAGAUACCGAUGUGCGAGAUGUCGUUGGCGUGCGACAACCUCCUUUGCGACGGCCACGGUCGGCCGCCUAAUCCAGUUCUGGAGGUGGACGUUCAGACGAAAGGUUCCAAGACGUGGAUCAAGUACGCGAAAACGGAAGUAGUGGAGCGAAGCAGCAAUCCCGGUUUCCUAACGACCGUGAGCUUCAGAGCCAGCGACGGGCUGACCACGGGAACGAAAGCGAGGAUAACGGCGUACGAUGUUAGGGAACGCGUGAGUCAAACAGCGACGCCGAUAGGAAGCGUGAUCGUGACUUUGAGCGCGGUUCAAGAUACUCCCAGGUUAAGGAUACCGUUGAAGUCGGCGAAAACGACGACCGUGGGCUUUUUAACGAUCAACGUAUGGAAUCUAGAGGCGGAGGACAAAGGGAACAGCACGGAGAGCACUCCGUCGAAGGAACCUAUUUCAGGUCCGAAUCAACAGAUACUCUCGCACAGGCGUUCGCAAUCAUUGCCACCUCGGCUGGGAACAAAAAUCAAAUUGCCGCAUCAAGGACAACUCAAGCUUCUUUUCGCCAAUCCAUACAUGCAAACUUAUAGGUUUCACUCCGGGUUGGGCGGGGAUAUCUGCGUCCACGAGAUCAUGGCCGAAAGUAAACUUUGUUUUCAAUUUCCGCAACACUUACUGGCAAUUUGGAUUCACGAAGAGAAGGAAUUGCUGCAAGAGGUGGCCGGUAUGGGCGAACUACGAGAACCUUGGCACACCAAGCAAAUCGAAUUGCUCGAUCGUCACCUGCAUCUCUUGCACCUCUAUUCGCAGGCUAAAGAGAAUUUGGCUGCCUUUAAAGGGAGUUAUUUCAAAAAGUCGUCGCGCAAAAACGAUAGAACUCUGGAGUUCGCGCCACUGAACUUGCACCUCCAGAGAAUGUGGGUCCAUAACGACACCCUGAACAAAUGCGGAUUCUACGACUUUAUAACCGUUGGGGCGUUUACCGCGCAUUCGCACAAAAGCAAAAACGGUGGUCUUAUUAGAUUGGUGCAAGCUUUGAAGGAAUCACCGACCCGAGGUACCCAGUUGUAUCAAGGAACGUCGAAGAUAACGAUGGCGCACGACGCGAUUCAAGCGAUCAAGCAACUCCGGCGGGACGUCGUCGACGCGAUGCGUGCUUUGAUGAAGCUCGCGAAAGAGAAACAAACCAGCGGAAUGUUGCCGAUCUGCGAGGACAUGAUCACGAAAACCAGGAUUCUUCUUAGUCUCUGGGAUCCCGGUUUGGUCGAGGAAGCGUUAACGUUUCUCGAAGAAUACAAGGUAGCCAAGGUUCCCGAUGACGCGAACGAAGACACCCUCAACCUAGAUUUCAAAGCGAAUCAGUCCUUGUCCCCUUUCAAACGGAUCACUCAACAACUGAAUUUCGAUCUGAAGAGCCCGGAUUUCGACGAUUUCGUCACGCCCGAUACUCCGGAGUGCGUGAAGGAUAUAUGGAUGAAGGAAAACGAGAAGAACAGUUACGCGACGUUUCCUCUGAAAAACGAUCGGGAACGCGACCGCGAACGAGCGAAGCAUAUUAGUACUAUUGGUAACGAAGAUGCGGCGGCCGAGGAAAACUUCGUACUUUUCCCGGGAGUCGAGAACGACACCAGCAAGGAAACGGAAAUCGGAAUGUGCACGGAAACGAAUCACUCUGUUCCCGGUGUCGGUCAAAGUCGAACCGCUGCCGAUGACAAUGACAACGAUAAUGACAACGACGAUAACGACAAUGCGAACGAUAACAUUGUCGUCAACGAACUCGAGGACAACGAAGAGAGGGAGGGAAUCAAAGGCGAGAUUGAUUCGUGCAAGCGGUUCUUGGAUACUCAAAAAAUGUGCAACUCGCCGUCGGCGAAUUAUUACAAGCCCACGGACGAACCAGAACCUUGGGAUCUGACGCAGUUGAACAUCGAGGCGAGCGUGAUGUGUUUGGUAUCGAAAGUCAAGUUUCUCUGCGGAAGGUGCAGCAGCCCGGCGGUGCGUUUACGUAGCAAAAACUCCGUUGGGAGGUCACACAGCCUGAAAGGAUGCGUUCCGAACAAUCGUAACAAAAGUACGGAAGUCGUGACCAUCCAGCCGAAAAACGACGCGAAAAACGACGAGUCGAGCAAGCUUCUCGAGAGCGUGGAAAAUCGUAUCGUCUCGCGACAACAGCCGAGCCCGAGCUCGGAGAAAACGAUGCCAGCCUUCUCGAAAGCCAAAGAAGUGUGCCAGGCAGUCGACUCGAUGACGAGAGUAAUAAAAAGCAACUCGGGACAGAGAAACAAGUUCACGGAGGGACUAGAUUUCGCGUCGAUCGUCGACUGGACGAGCGAGCUCAGGCCAAGCAUGAAGAAGCUUCGGCAAGCUAUGGACGGACUUCUGAAAACCGCUAGAUUGACCCAUUCGGUAUUCAGAGUGCAAGAGGACGCGAAAAUGGCUCAACGUGCUUGCAACGUUCGGUACAGACGAGACGUGUGCUUCAGCCAAGCGUUGACCAGCUUGGUAUCAGGCAUAAUGGCGAAGCUUUGGUGUCAAAGGCCCGAUCCCAUGUUUCUUUUAAUUUUAACCACCCUAGGUCCUCUGGUCUCGUUCGAAGGGCUUCUUAGUUAUUACGGAGACGAGAUAGACAUGUGGGGAGACAUGGCCGUGGCAGUGGAAGAUAUGCACACCGUAACGUUUACCUUGACCAGAUGCGGAAUUCAAUCGAGGCUCGAAGGAAACUCCAACGUCCCGCUGCUUCAGAUGCCGUUGCCAAGAGUGCUUGGAUCCCGUGCCGCGUUGACGGUGAUGCUUCCAGUGCCGGAUGCGAUUUAUUCUCUGCUACCGUUGGUUCCCUCUUCCAGACAAACCAUCUCCUUUAAUGUUACUCCUGUCUUCUUCAACGUCGGUAUCAACGAAAUGGCCUCCCUGGCGGAGAGCCUGGGAACAACGAAACCCCAGGAAAAGAGCAACAUGGACAAUUUCGACAGAUUGAACGAAUACUAUCUGCGAUUCAAGAAGCUCAGCUUACCGACGGAAACAUCGUCGACUCGACUCGGCUCGAGAUCGGCGCUCGGUCAAACGUUGGCGGACCUGAUGACCAAUCUGAAGACGAGCGUUCAGGCUAGAGUGAACAAGAACGUCGAAAUCUUGCAGCUGUCCUCGCAAAUCUGUCGAAGGAUGCGCGGCUUGAGGUUCACCAGUUGCAAGAGCGCCAAGGAUCGCACAGGCAUGUCGAUUACUCUCGAGCAAGUAAACAUACUGACGAGCGAGUACCAUCUGGCCGAGCACGAAUACCCGAGAGCUCUCGACUGCAUGCGAAGCGAGGGCUGCCGACGAGAGAACACCUGGAAGAACAUCGGUAUCCGAAAGUACGCGUUCAACAGCUUGCAAAUAUUGACUCUUCCAAAGCUGUAUCGUCCACCGACAGGAACUUACGGAUCGGCGCAAACUUAAGUCAAAAACGUUGGGUUCCGUUCUAGCGUCGUCUCUCCGACGUACGAUCUUAUUUAACGCGUUAAUCGCCGUAAGGAAUUUUUAUCCCCUUCUUGAACCCACGUAAGUGCACGUCCAAUUGGACACACGCGGCGGAUCAACGCGUCGAUACCGUGCAUGCGUUCGAGGAAGACACUCAAGUAAGGCCAGUAGCGACCCUUACGAACGGUAACGCGAUACUUUCGCGUUGCUUAUCGUCGGCGCGCACGCGUGGAAUUUUUACGGAAUUUUCGAGACUCGAUUCGUUGAGCCGGGGAAAAGAAAGAGAGUGCCAUUUAAUAUAUAACGUAUCGCGCGUUAGCACGAGUUUAGAGAAAACUAUAUAGAAGGCCGUUGGAUUCGAACAAAUGUAUUUUUAUUAUUUCUGUACAUAAGAUUUUACUCGAUAAGAAACGAAAAACCGGUUGAAAUUUUAUCGAAACACGUUGUGCCAACGGUUGCGUCGACCCGUCUACUUCGUAGAGGGUGGUUGCCGCGACGAUCGCCCGUGUUCUACCAAGUAGAAUACACAGAUUGCCGGAGUCGUUGCAGUUUUUACAUGCAGUUUUUCGUCGUCGAUCUUGCGUUCGCAAAAGUGUGUCGUUUACGCGAUAGACAGGAAACCGUGUGAUGUUGUUUCUUAUUUUCGACGAAGGAGUAAACGUAGCGACGGAUAAGAGGGGUUAGAUUAAAAUUAGUUGACUAUGCAUGCAACUUUCUUCCAAAUUUAUUUGUCGACAGGGAAUUUCUUAACGUAAUAAUCAUUUUAGGUGACAACACGUUCGAGCGUCGACGAACGUCUCUUUGUACCGUGCCGCGCUCGCGACACCGAUAACUACGAUCCAUACAUUAUGAUCGUGUCGUACUCAAAAAAAUAGAACCACGCGCGUACUUCCUUAAAAAAAAAAAAAAAAAUAUAUAUAUAUAUAUAUAACUCUAGGUCUCGUCAGGGAACAAGUUGUUUUCAAUAAAUUAUUGACCUUA
This is a messenger RNA of Hylaeus anthracinus, 5491 nucleotides long. RefSeq names its product inositol polyphosphate-4-phosphatase type I A. The transcript has 18 exons. Bases 491 to 4489 code for a protein of 1332 amino acids. Gene Ontology annotation, cellular component: cytoplasm. Gene Ontology annotation, molecular function: phosphatidylinositol-3,4-bisphosphate 4-phosphatase activity. The record is from RefSeq and is a predicted model, not a curated record. Lineage: Eukaryota; Metazoa; Arthropoda; Insecta; Hymenoptera; Colletidae.